GUGGCCCGCAUGGACGGCACUGUGGAUACACCUCCCUGCCUUCGCUUGACCCACCGCACCUGGGGCUCACAGAACAGCCUGGUGGAGAUGCUGUUCCUCCGGCUGAGCCUUCCUGUCCAGUUCCACCAGCAUUUCCGCUGCACUGCAGGGGCCACGCCACUGGCAUCACCCGGCCUGCAGCCGCCUGCCGAAGAUGAGGCCCGGGCAGCAGAGCCUGAUACUGACUAUGAAAACCUGCGCCGCUCAGCUGGAGGCUGGGGAGAGGCUGAGGGGAGCAAGGAAGGAACUGCCAAAGAGGGGGCACCUGGAGGCACUGCCCAGGGGGGGAUAGAGGCCCAGCCCACACGGGCAGAAAAUGAGAAAGAUGCUACCACUGAGAAGAACAAGAAGAGGGGGUUCUUAUUCAAGGCCAAGAAGGUGGCCAUGAUGACCCAGCCGCCUGCCACCCCUGCUCUUCCCCGACUUCCUCGAGAUGUGGUACCAGCAGACAACCGCGAUGACCCGGAAAUCAUUCUCAAUACCACCACGUACUAUUACUCUGUGAGGGUCUUCGCAGGCCAGGAGCCCAGCUGUGUGUGGGUGGGCUGGGUCACUCCUGACUACCAUCAACACGACAUGAGCUUUGACCUCAGCAAAGUCCGGGCAGUGACGGUGACCAUGGGGGACGAGCAAGGCAAUGUCCAUAGCAGCCUCAAGUGCAGCAACUGUUACAUGGUGUGGGGCGGGGAUUUUGUGAGUUCCGGGCAGCAAGGCCGGAUCAGCCACACGGACCUUGUCAUUGGUUGCCUGGUGGAUUUGGCCACGGGCUUGAUGACCUUUACAGCCAAUGGCAAAGAGAGCAACACCUUUUUCCAGGUGGAACCCAACACAAAACUGUUUCCUGCUGUCUUCGUCCUGCCCACCCACCAGAACGUCGUCCAGUUUGAGUUGGGGAAGCAGAAGAACAUCAUGCCGCUGUCAGCCGCCAUGUUCCAGAGUGAGCGCAAGAACCCAGCCCCUCAGUGCCCGCCAAGGCUGGAGGUCCAGAUGCUGAUGCCAGUCUCCUGGAGCCGGAUGCCCAACCACUUUCUACAUGUGGACACUCGGCGUGCCGGGGAGCGGCUUGGCUGGGCUGUGCAGUGCCAGGAGCCUCUGAUGAUGAUGGCGCUGCACAUCCCAGAGGAGAACAGGUGCAUGGACAUCCUGGAGUUGUCGGAGCGCCUGGACCUCCAGCGCUUCCAUUCGCACACGCUCGCUCUCUACCGCUCAGUGUGCGCCCUAGGUAACAACCGGGUGGCCCACGCUCUGUGCAGCCACGUGGACCAGGCCCAGCUGCUGCACGCUCUGGAGGACGCGCACUUGCCAGGUCCUCUGCGGGCAGGCUACUACGACCUCCUCAUCAGCAUCCACCUCGAAAGCGCCUGCCGCAGCCGUCGCUCCAUGCUCUCCGAGUACAUCGUGCCCCUCACGCCGGAGACCCGAGACAUCACGCUCUUCCCACCCGGACGAAGUGCAGAAGAUGGGCCUCGCCGCCAUGGCCUGCCUGGCGUGGGCGUCACGACCUCGCUGAGACCCCCACACCAUUUCUCGCCCCCGUGUUUUGUGGCUGCCUUGCCAGCUUCUGGGACCACAGAAGCUCCGGCCCGCCUCAGCCCGGCCAUUCCUCUGGAGGCUCUGCGGGACAAGGCACUGAGAAUGUUGGGUGAAGCCGUGCGAGAUGGAGGACAGCAUGCUCGUGAUCCCGUCGGCGGCUCUGUGGAGUUCCAGUUUGUGCCAGUGCUCAAGCUUGUGUCUACCCUCCUGGUGAUGGGCGUCUUUAGUGACGAGGAUGUGAAGCAGAUCCUGAAGAUGAUUGAGCCUGAAGUAUUCACUGAGGAGGAAGAGGAGGCGGAGGAAGAGGAGGAGGAGGAGGAGGAAGAUGAGGAGGAGGAGAAGGAGGAGGAUGAGGAGGAAGAGGCACAUGAGAAGGAAGACGAGGAGAAAGAAGAGGAGGAGGCAGCAGAAGAAGAGAAAGAAGAGCUGGAGGAGGGGCUGCUCCAGAUGAAGCUGCCGGAGUCUGUGAAGUUACAGAUGUGUCACCUCCUGGAGUACUUCUGUGAUCAAGAGCUGCAGCACCGUGUGGAGUCCUUGGCAGCCUUCGCAGAGUGCUAUGUGGACAGGCUCCAGGGCAACCAGCGGGGUCGCUAUGGCCUCCUCAUGAAAGCCUUCACCAUGAGUGCCGCUGAGACGGCAAGACGCACCCGAGAGUUCCGCUCUCCGCCCCAGGAGCAGAUCAACAUGCUAUUGCAAUUUAAAAAUGGUGCAGAUGAGGAAGAUUGCCCUCUCCCUGAAGAAAUCCGACAGGAUCUGAUUAACUUUCACCAAGACCUGCUGGCACACUGUGGAAUCCAGCUGGAGGGGGAGGAAGAGGAGCCAGAGGAAGAGACCACGUUGGGUAGCCGCCUGAUGAGCCUGUUGGAGAAAGUGCGGCUGGUGAAGAAGAAAGAGGAGAAACCCGAGGAGGAGCCGGCAGCUGAGGAGCACAAGCCUCAGUCUUUGCAGGAGCUGGUGUCCCACACGGUGGUGCGCUGGGCGCAGGAGGACUUCAUUCAGAGCCCUGAGCUGGUUCGUGCCAUGUUCAGUCUCCUGCACCGACAAUACGAUGGGCUCGGUGAGCUGCUGCGCGCCUUGCCCAGGGCCUACACGAUCUCGCCGUCCUCGGUGGAGGACACCAUGAGCCUGCUGGAGUGCCUGGGCCAGAUCCGCUCGCUGCUCAUUGUGCAGAUGGGUCCCCAGGAGGAAAACCUCAUGAUCCAGAGCAUCGGGAACAUCAUGAAUAACAAAGUCUUCUACCAGCACCCAAACCUGAUGAGAGCGCUGGGCAUGCACGAAACCGUCAUGGAGGUCAUGGUGAACGUCCUUGGGGGUGGUGAGUCGAAGGAGAUACGCUUCCCCAAGAUGGUGACAAGCUGCUGCCGGUUCCUCUGCUACUUCUGCCGGAUCAGCCGGCAGAACCAGCGCUCCAUGUUUGACCACCUGAGCUACCUGCUGGAGAACAGUGGCAUUGGCCUGGGCAUGCAGGGCUCCACGCCCCUGGAUGUGGCAGCUGCUUCUGUCAUUGACAACAACGAGCUGGCCUUGGCAUUGCAAGAGCAAGACCUGGAAAAGGUUGUGUCAUACCUGGCAGGCUGCGGCUUACAAAGCUGCUCCAUGCUCCUGGCCAAAGGAUAUCCUGACAUCGGGUGGAAUCCCUGUGGGGGUGAACGCUACCUGGACUUCCUACGCUUUGCCGUCUUUGUCAAUGGUGAGAGUGUGGAAGAGAACGCUAAUGUUGUGGUGCGGCUGUUGAUCCGAAAACCUGAGUGCUUCGGACCUGCCUUGAGGGGCGAGGGUGGCUCAGGGCUGCUGGCUGCCAUAGAGGAGGCCAUCCGCAUCUCCGAGGACCCUGCACGGGAUGGACCAGGUGUCCGCAGGGACCGGCGACGUGAGCACUUUGGUGAGGAGCCUCCAGAGGAAAACCGGGUGCACCUGGGACAUGCCAUCAUGUCCUUCUAUGCUGCCUUGAUCGACCUGCUGGGACGCUGUGCACCUGAGAUGCAUCUGAUCCAAGCCGGAAAGGGUGAGGCCCUGAGGAUCCGAGCCAUCCUUCGUUCCCUUGUGCCCUUGGAUGACCUUGUGGGCAUCAUCAGCCUCCCACUGCAGAUCCCCACCCUGGGCAAAGAUGGGGCACUGGUACAGCCAAAGAUGUCUGCUUCCUUCGUGCCUGACCACAAGGCAUCCAUGGUGCUUUUCCUGGACCGAGUGUAUGGCAUUGAGAACCAGGACUUCUUGCUCCAUGUGCUGGAUGUGGGGUUCCUUCCUGACAUGAGGGCAGCCGCCUCACUGGACACGGCUACUUUCAGCACCACGGAGAUGGCGCUGGCGCUGAACCGCUACCUGUGCCUGGCCGUGCUGCCGCUCAUCACCAAGUGCGCGCCCCUCUUUGCGGGCACCGAGCACCGCGCCAUCAUGGUGGACUCCAUGCUGCACACAGUGUACCGCCUGUCGCGGGGCCGCUCGCUCACCAAGGCACAACGUGAUGUCAUCGAGGACUGCCUCAUGGCACUCUGCAGGUAUAUCCGCCCGUCCAUGCUGCAGCACCUGCUUCGACGCCUGGUGUUCGACGUACCCAUCCUCAACGAGUUUGCCAAGAUGCCACUCAAGCUCCUCACCAACCACUACGAGCGCUGCUGGAAGUACUACUGCCUCCCCACAGGCUGGGCCAACUUCGGGAUCACCUCUGAGGAAGAGCUGCACCUCACACGCAAGCUCUUCUGGGGCAUCUUUGACUCCCUGGCGCAUAAGAAAUACGACCAGGAGCUCUACCGAAUAGCCAUGCCUUGUCUGUGUGCCAUUGCGGGGGCGCUGCCUCCUGACUACGUAGAUGCCUCCUAUUCGUCCAAGACAGAGAAAAAAGCCACAGUGGAUGCUGAAGGCAACUUUGAUCCCCGGCCUGUGGAGACUCUCAACGUCAUCAUUCCAGAGAAGCUGGACUCCUUCAUUAACAAGUUUGCAGAGUACACCCACGAGAAAUGGGCCUUCGACAAGAUCCAGAACAACUGGUCCUACGGGGAGAACGCUGAUGAAGAGCUCAAGACCCAUCCCAUGCUGAGACCCUACAAGACCUUUUCAGAGAAGGACAAAGAGAUUUACCGCUGGCCCAUCAAGGAGUCCUUGAAGGCCAUGAUUGCCUGGGAGUGGACAGUAGAGAAGGCCAGGGAGGGUGAGGAGGAAAAGACAGAGAAGAAGAAAACAAGGAAGAUAUCCCAGACUGCCCAGACAUAUGACCCUCGAGAGGGCUACAACCCCCAGCCUCCAGACCUCAGCGGGGUUACAUUGUCCCGGGAGCUGCAGGCCAUGGCCGAACAACUGGCAGAAAAUUACCACAACACAUGGGGGCGAAAGAAGAAGCAAGAGCUGGAGGCCAAAGGGGGUGGGUCCCAUCCCUUGCUGGUCCCCUACGACACGCUCACGGCUAAGGAGAAGGCACGGGACCGAGAGAAGGCUCAGGAGUUGCUGAAGUUUCUGCAGAUGAAUGGCUAUGCUGUCACCAGAGGCCUUAAGGACAUGGAAUUGGACACGUCUUCCAUUGAGAAGCGUUUUGCCUUUGGCUUCCUGCAGCAGCUGUUGCGCUGGAUGGACAUUUCCCAGGAGUUCAUCGCCCAUCUGGAGGCUGUGGUCAGCAGUGGACGAGUAGAGAAGUCUCCACAUGAGCAGGAGAUUAAAUUCUUUGCCAAGAUUCUGCUCCCUUUGAUCAACCAAUACUUCACCAACCACUGUCUCUACUUCCUGUCCACACCCGCCAAAGUGCUGGGCAGUGGUGGCCAUGCCUCCAACAAGGAGAAGGAAAUGAUCACCAGCCUCUUCUGUAAGCUUGCUGCUCUUGUCCGCCACCGAGUCUCCCUCUUUGGGACGGAUGCCCCAGCUGUGGUCAACUGUCUUCACAUAUUGGCACGUUCUCUGGACGCCAGAACGGUGAUGAAGUCAGGCCCCGAGAUUGUGAAGGCUGGGCUCCGCUCCUUCUUCGAGAGCGCGUCCGAGGACAUUGAGAAGAUGGUGGAGAACCUGCGGCUAGGCAAGGUGUCCCAGGCGCGCACCCAGGUGAAGGGCGUGGGCCAGAACCUCACCUACACCACGGUGGCCCUGCUGCCCGUCCUCACCACCCUCUUCCAGCACAUCGCCCAACACCAGUUCGGAGACGAUGUCAUCCUGGAUGACGUGCAAGUGUCUUGCUACCGAACGCUGUGCAGUAUUUACUCUCUGGGCACCACCAGGAACCCCUACGUGGAAAAGCUGCAGCCAGCCCUCGGGGAAUGCCUGGCCCGCCUGGCCGCAGCCAUGCCAGUGGCAUUUCUGGAGCCUCAGCUGAAUGAAUACAACGCCUGCUCCGUUUACACCACCAAGUCUCCUCGAGAGCGGGCCAUCCUGGGGCUCCCCAACAGUGUGGAGGAGAUGUGUCCCGACAUCCCAGUGCUAGAGCGGCUCAUGGCAGAAAUCGGGGGGCUGGCUGAGUCCGGGGCGCGCUACACGGAGAUGCCACACGUGAUCGAGAUUACACUGCCCAUGCUGUGCAGCUACCUGCCCCGCUGGUGGGAGCGAGGACCCGAGGCGCCCCCACCAGCCCUGCCUGCAGGGGCUCCGCCACCCUGCACAGCCGUCACCUCCGACCACCUCAAUUCCCUACUGGGGAACAUCCUUCGCAUUAUCGUCAACAACCUGGGCAUCGACGAGGCCUCGUGGAUGAAGCGGCUGGCUGUGUUUGCCCAGCCCAUUGUGAGUCGUGCCAGACCUGAGCUCCUGCGCUCCCACUUCAUCCCCACCAUUGGGCGACUGCGCAAGCGUGCAGGGAAGGUGGUGGCUGAAGAGGAGCAGCUGCGCCUAGAGGCCAAGGCAGAAGCCGAGGAGGGCGAGCUCCUGGUGCGGGACGAGUUCUCCGUGCUCUGCCGGGACCUGUAUGCCCUCUACCCUCUGCUCAUCCGCUACGUGGACAACAACAGGGCACAUUGGCUGACAGAGCCCAAUCCCAACGCAGAGGAGCUGUUCAGGAUGGUGGGCGAAAUCUUCAUCUACUGGUCCAAGUCCCACAACUUUAAGCGAGAGGAACAGAACUUUGUGGUCCAGAAUGAGAUCAACAACAUGUCCUUUCUGACGGCCGACAAUAAGAGCAAAAUGGCCAAGGCGGGAGAUGUACAGUCAGGUGGCUCGGACCAGGAACGCACCAAGAAGAAGCGCCGGGGGGACCGGUACUCAGUGCAGACAUCUCUGAUUGUGGCCACGCUCAAGAAGAUGCUGCCAAUCGGACUAAACAUGUGUGCUCCCACCGACCAGGACCUCAUUGUGUUGGCCAAGGCCCGCUAUGCCCUGAAAGACACAGACGAGGAGGUGCGUGAAUUCCUUCAAAACAACCUCAACCUUCAGGGAAAGGUGGAAGGCUCCCCAUCUCUUCGCUGGCAGAUGGCACUGUACCGCGGUGUCCCAGGUCGCGAGGAAGAUGCCGAUGACCCCGAGAAAAUUGUGCGCCGAGUCCAGGAGGUGUCUGCUGUGCUCUACCACCUGGACCAGACGGAGCAUCCUUACAAGUCCAAGAAGGCGGUGUGGCAUAAACUUUUGUCCAAGCAGCGCCGGAGGGCAGUGGUUGCCUGUUUCCGGAUGACGCCCCUGUACAACCUGCCCACGCACCGAGCAUGUAACAUGUUCCUGGAGAGCUACAAGGCCUCUUGGAUCCUGACCGAAGACCACAGUUUCGAGGACCGCAUGAUAGAUGAUCUAUCAAAAGCUGGAGAGCAGGAGGAAGAGGAGGAAGAGGUGGAAGAGAAGAAGCCAGACCCCCUCCACCAGCUGGUUCUGCAUUUCAGCCGCACUGCUCUGACCGAAAAGAGCAAACUGGACGAGGAUUACCUGUACAUGGCGUAUGCUGACAUCAUGGCAAAGAGUUGCCACCUGGAGGAGGGCGGGGAAAAUGGCGAAGAAGGUGAAGAGGAGGGAUCGGAAGUGUCCUUCGAGGAGAAGGAGAUGGAGAAGCAAAGGCUUCUGUACCAGCAGUCACGGCUGCACAACCGGGGUGCCGCUGAGAUGGUGUUGCAGAUGAUCAGUGCCUGCAAAGGAGAGACAGGCGCCAUGGUGUCUUCCACCCUGAAACUGGGCAUCUCCAUCCUCAAUGGGGGGAAUGCCGAAGUGCAACAGAAAAUGCUGGAUUAUCUGAAGGACAAGAAGGAAGUGGGCUUCUUCCAGAGUAUCCAGGCACUGAUGCAGACCUGCAGUGUCCUGGACCUCAAUGCCUUCGAGAGGCAGAACAAGGCAGAGGGGCUGGGCAUGGUGAACGAGGAUGGAACUGUCAUCAAUCGCCAAAACGGAGAGAAGGUCAUGGCAGAUGAUGAAUUCACACAGGACUUGUUCCGCUUCCUGCAGCUGCUCUGCGAGGGGCACAACAAUGAUUUCCAGAACUACCUACGGACACAGACCGGGAAUACGACCACCAUCAACAUCAUCAUCUGUACAGUGGACUAUCUCCUGCGGCUGCAGGAAUCCAUCAGUGACUUCUACUGGUACUACUCGGGCAAGGAUGUCAUCGACGAGCAGGGCAAGAGGAACUUCUCCAAAGCCAUGUCUGUAGCCAAACAAGUGUUCAACAGCCUUACUGAGUACAUUCAGGGACCCUGCACUGGAAACCAGCAGAGUCUGGCGCACAGCCGCCUCUGGGAUGCCGUGGUGGGGUUUCUGCACGUCUUUGCCCACAUGAUGAUGAAGCUGGCUCAGGACUCCAGCCAGAUAGAGCUGCUGAAGGAGCUGCUGGACCUCCAGAAGGACAUGGUGGUGAUGCUGCUGUCCCUCCUGGAAGGGAACGUGGUCAACGGCAUGAUCGCACGGCAGAUGGUGGACAUGCUUGUGGAGUCCUCGUCCAACGUGGAGAUGAUCCUCAAGUUUUUCGACAUGUUUCUGAAGCUCAAGGACAUCGUGGGCUCCGAAGCCUUCCAGGACUAUGUUACAGACCCCCGUGGCCUCAUCUCCAAGAAGGACUUCCAGAAGGCCAUGGACAGCCAGAAGCAGUUCUCCAGCCCCGAGAUCCAGUUCCUGCUUUCCUGCUCCGAAGCCGAUGAGAAUGAAAUGAUCAACUGCGAAGAGUUCGCCAACCGCUUCCAGGAGCCAGCGCGGGAAAUCGGCUUCAACGUGGCAGUACUGCUGACCAACCUGUCGGAGCAUGUCCCCCACGACCCGCGCCUGCGCAAUUUCCUGGAGCUGGCUGAGAGCAUCCUGGAGUACUUCCGGCCUUACCUGGGCCGCAUCGAGAUCAUGGGCUCAUCCCGGCGCAUAGAGCGGAUCUACUUUGAGAUCUCAGAGACCAACCGUGCUCAGUGGGAGAUGCCCCAGGUGAAGGAAUCCAAGCGCCAGUUCAUCUUCGACGUGGUGAACGAGGGCGGCGAGUCCGAGAAGAUGGAGCUGUUUGUAAGCUUCUGCGAGGACACGAUCUUCGAGAUGCAGAUCGCUGCUCAGAUCUCGGAGCCAGAGGGCGAGCCGGAGGAGGAUGAGGAAGAGGACACGGAGGAAGCUGAGGAGGGCGCAGCGGGCCCCGACGGGACGGGUGUUGCAGCGGCCGCUGGCGUGUGGGCUUGGCUGGCGGCGGCGGCGGGCCGGACACUGCGGGGCCUGAGCUACCGUAGCCUUCGGCGGCGCGUGCGGAGGCUGCGGAGGUUGACGGCGCGGGAGGCGGCCACCGCGGUGGCAGCGCUGCUGUGGGCGCUGGUGUCGUGUGCUGGGGGCGCGGGCGCAGGCGCGGCUGCAGGGGCGCUGAGGUUACUCUGGGGCUCGCUGUUUGGCGGCGGGCUGGUAGACAGCGCCAAGAAGGUGACUGUGACCGAGCUCCUGGCGGGCAUGCCGGAUCCCACGGGCGACGAGGUGCACGGCCAGCAGCCGAGUGGCCCUGGCAGCGAUGCCGAGGGAGAGGGCGUGGGAGAGGGCGAAGGCGAUGCAGCCGACGGCGGUGGAGAUGAAGAGACGGCUGCGGACCAGACUGGCACGGGAGGUGCCGACCGGGCGGUGGCUGUGGCCGAUGGGAGCCCAUUCCGGCCAGAAGGCGCUGGUGGUCUAGGGGACAUGGGUGACACAACACCUGUGGAGCCUCCCACGCCAGAGGGCUCGCCCAUCCUCAAGAGGAAGCUGGGGGUGGAGGGAGAAGAAGAGGAGCCCCCUCCAGAACCAGAGCCGGAGCCCGAACCUGAGAAAGCCGAUACUGAGAACGGAGAGAAGGAAGAAGUCCCUGAGCCUCCUCCAGAACCCCCCAAGAAGACACCCUCUCCGCCCCCUCCAAAAAAGGAGGAAGCUGGAGGUGCAGGCCUGGAAGAAUUUUGGGGAGAACUGGAAGUACAGAGGGUGAAAUUCUUGAACUACUUGUCUAGGAACUUCUACACGCUGCGGUUCCUGGCUCUCUUCUUGGCGUUCGCCAUCAACUUCAUGUUGCUGUUUUACAAGGUCUCAGAUUCCCCACCAGGGGAGGAUGACAUAGAAGGCUCCGGAGCUGGGGACACGUCAGGGGCAGGGUCUGGUGGUGGCUCUGGCUGGGGCUCCGGUGCCAGCGAGGAUGUGGAAGGUGAUGAGGAUGAGAACAUGGUGUACUAUUUCCUGGAGGAGAGCACGGGCUACAUGGAACCCGCGCUGCGGUGCUUGAGCCUGCUGCACACGCUGGUUGCCUUCCUCUGCAUCAUCGGCUACAACUGUCUCAAGGUUCCCCUAGUGAUCUUUAAGCGGGAGAAGGAGCUGGCCCGGAAGCUGGAGUUUGACGGCCUCUACAUUACUGAGCAGCCUGAGGACGAUGACGUGAAGGGACAGUGGGACCGCCUGGUGCUCAACACACCGUCUUUCCCCAGCAACUACUGGGACAAGUUUGUCAAGCGGAAGGUUCUGGACAAACACGGGGACAUCUUUGGGCGGGAACGGAUUGCGGAGUUGCUGGGCAUGGACCUGGCCUCUCUGGAGAUCACAGCCCACAGUGAGCGCAAACCUGACCCUCCACCGGGGCUACUGACAUGGAUCAUGUCCAUCGAUGUCAAGUACCAGAUCUGGAAGUUCGGAGUCAUCUUCACAGACAAUUCUUUCCUGUAUCUGGGCUGGUACAUGGUGAUGUCUCUCCUGGGACACUACAAUAACUUCUUCUUCGCUGCCCACCUCCUGGACAUCGCCAUGGGGGUCAAGACGCUGCGCACCAUCCUCUCGUCUGUCACCCACAACGGAAAGCAGCUGGUGAUGACCGUAGGGCUCCUGGCCGUGGUGGUCUAUCUGUACACUGUGGUGGCCUUCAACUUCUUCCGCAAAUUCUACAACAAGAGCGAAGACGAGGACGAGCCCGAUAUGAAGUGCGAUGACAUGAUGACGUGCUACCUGUUCCACAUGUACGUGGGUGUCCGGGCUGGUGGAGGCAUCGGGGACGAGAUUGAGGACCCAGCGGGUGAUGAGUAUGAACUCUACCGGGUUGUCUUCGACAUCACCUUUUUCUUCUUCGUCAUUAUUAUCCUGCUAGCCAUCAUUCAGGGUCUGAUUAUUGAUGCUUUCGGGGAGCUCCGAGACCAGCAAGAGCAAGUGAAGGAGGACAUGGAGACCAAGUGCUUCAUCUGCGGGAUAGGCAGUGACUACUUUGAUACGACCCCACAUGGAUUUGAGACCCACACUCUGGAGGAGCACAACCUGGCCAAUUACAUGUUUUUCCUGAUGUAUUUGAUAAAUAAGGAUGAGACGGAGCACACCGGUCAGGAGUCGUAUGUCUGGAAGAUGUACCAGGAAAGGUGCUGGGAUUUCUUCCCUGCUGGAGACUGUUUCCGCAAGCAGUAUGAGGACCAGCUCAGCUGAGGUCUGCAGCUGUCCCUCCCCACCUCAAGUGCCUUAUCCCACUGCAAGCUCCUGGCCAGGCUGCUGCCACAAGUGAUGCUGAACUAGACAAAUAAAGCCUAUGCUACACCC
This is a messenger RNA of Microtus ochrogaster (prairie vole), 11445 nucleotides long. Lineage: Eukaryota; Metazoa; Chordata; Mammalia; Rodentia; Cricetidae. The record is from RefSeq and is a predicted model, not a curated record.